AUGCCAAAUCAAAAAUCAUAUAUUACCCAUAAAGAAACAGAUGAGUUAGAAACCAUUGAAGAAGGAGGAAGUUCUGUUUCUAAGGAACCUGAACCUACCCUAGAAGAAUUAAGAGAAAGGUUAGAAAAGAAAAGGAUACUAGAGGAGUUGGCUAAGAAAGGCACUAAGCAAACUAGGGAGCAUGAUGAAAGUAUUAUCGGGGUGAGGCAGGAGGAAUUUAUGGAGGUGGAGGGGCGAUUGGUGCCUACCGAGCCAGAAGCAAAGGCAGAAGAAGUAGUGAAGGGUGAAUACAAUGCGGGAGUGGGUUAUAUUAUGGAGGAUAAAGAAAAGUUUAGGAGCGCCUUUGUCUUUUGGUUCAUAGGUGGAGGAAUGGUGGAAGUAACUGUUUUUGGUGAUACAAAAAUAUACACCGAGUUUAAAGACAAGUUAAAGACUUUUUUCCAAAGAUGGAGAAAGCAAGCAGCGGUAAAAGUGGUUAUAAAAAAAGAGAAAGAUAUUAAAGAACCAAGAAUGAUAAGUCCUAAAACAUGGCAAAAAUUAAAGCAAAAACAGGCUGAAUUAGACCAAAUUAUUGUUGAAAAAAGCCCCACUGAUUUAAAAUGA
Messenger RNA from Ambispora leptoticha, 603 nucleotides. The record is from the annotation of a GenBank genome assembly. NCBI's taxonomy places the organism in Eukaryota, Fungi, Glomeromycota, Glomeromycetes, Archaeosporales, Ambisporaceae.